AUGUUGACUUCUGUACUGAUAAAAGGUCGUUCACCCCUCCUCGUGGGAAGAAGCUUCUCGGUACUGCUCAAGAACUGUAGCCGAGUCAAUGGUGGAAUUUCUAAAAGAUUGUAUCACGAUGGCGACAGGGACCAAAAGAAUUUUGGUAGGUACCAGAAAAACGACGGUAAUAGAAGGCCCAGGAAUCCUCGUUUCAAUUCUCGUCCAAGAACAACAUCUAGAGAUGAUGGUGACGAAGUGCAUUUCGAUAAAGCAACCUUUUCUAAGCUAAUUCACGUACCCAAAGAAGAAAACUCCAAAGAAGUAACGCUUGAUUCUUUAUUGGAGGAAGGCGUUCUUGAUAAAGAAUUACACAAGGCUAUUGCCAGGAUGGAGUUUCCUGGUCUAACUCCUGUCCAGCAAAAGACUAUAAAGCCCAUUUUAUCCAGUGAAGAUCACGAUGUUAUCGCAAGAGCCAAGACUGGUACAGGUAAGACUUUUGCGUUUUUGAUUCCCAUUUUCCAGCAUUUGAUAAACACGAAACUGGAUUCUCAAUACAUGGUUAAGGCUGUCAUUGUUGCACCAACAAGAGAUUUAGCUUUACAAAUCGAAGCGGAGGUGAAAAAAAUUCAUGAUAUGAACUAUGGCUUAAAGAAAUACGGUUGCGUCUCUCUAGUUGGUGGUACUGAUUUCAGGGGAGCCAUGGAUAAAAUGAAUAAGCUAAGACCAAACAUUAUAAUUGCCACUCCAGGUAGAUUGAUUGAUGUCUUAGAAAGAUACUCAAACAAGUUUUUCAGAUUCGUCGAUUACAAGGUGCUUGAUGAAGCUGAUAGAUUAUUAGAGAUUGGGUUCAGAGAUGACUUAGAAACUAUUUCUGGUAUGCUGAACGAAAAAAAUUCGAAAUCCCCCGAUAAUAUCAAAACACUACUAUUCUCAGCUACUCUUGAUGACAAAGUACAAAAACUAGCAAACAAUAUCAUGAAUAAGAAGGAAUGCCUUUUCUUGGAUACCGUCGACAAAAAUGAGCCAGAAGCUCAUGAAAGGAUUGACCAAUCCGUUGUGAUUUCUAAAAAAUUUGCGGACAACAUAUUUGCUGCUGUGGAACAUAUUAAAAAGCAAAUUACAGAAAGAGAUUCCAAUUACAAAGCCAUUAUCUUCGCUCCAACCGUUAAAUUUACAUCCUUUUUAUGUGAUAUUCUACAAAAUGAAUUCAAAAAGAAGCUACCUAUUCUAGAAUUUCAUGGUAAGAUCACACAGAAUAAAAGAACAAGUAUAGUCAAAAGAUUUAAGAAAGAUGAAUCUGGUAUUUUGGUCUGUACGGACGUGGGUGCUCGUGGUAUGGAUUUCCCAAAUGUUCAUGAAGUUUUGCAAAUUGGUGUACCAUCUGAAUUAGCCAAUUACAUUCAUAGAAUUGGUAGAACUGCCAGAAGUGGAAAAGAAGGUUCUUCCGUCUUAUUCAUUUGCAAGGAUGAAUUACCAUUUGUUAAAGAAUUGGAACAUGUUAAAAAUAUAACCAUUGCUAAACAAGAAACGUAUGAACCAACUGAAGAGAUAAAAACUGAAGUGUUGGAAGCCAUGAGCCAAGAAACGGAAGAGCUGUCCGAUGUCAUAGUAAGUUUGAUCUCAUCCUACAGAUCUUGCAUCAAGGAAUACAGAUUUUCUGAAAGACACAUAUUGCCUGAAAUUGCAUCUACCUAUGGUAUACUUUCAAACGAUCCUGAAUUAAAGAUCCCUGUAUCCAGAAGAUUUUUAGAAAAGUUAGGGUUGAGCCGUAGUCCAAUUGGUAGAGCAAUGUUUGAAAUAAGAGACUAUAAUAGUAACAGAGACAGAAGUGAAAACUCAUACGAUGAUGAAGAUUCAGACACUUCCUUCAGAAGCAACAACAAUUAUAGUAGAAACAGAAAUAGAGAUCACGAAGAUGGACAAUUCGGACGCGACAACAACAAUAGACGUUCAUUCUCCCGCAACAAUGAUAAAAACAGUUAUCCAAAAAGAAAUAAUAACAGAUAUUAG
This is a messenger RNA of Saccharomyces eubayanus, 1992 nucleotides long. It is a transcript of the gene MSS116, whose product is annotated as ATP-dependent RNA helicase. Lineage: Eukaryota; Fungi; Ascomycota; Saccharomycetes; Saccharomycetales; Saccharomycetaceae. The record is from RefSeq and is a predicted model, not a curated record. The transcript has a single exon. Gene Ontology annotation, molecular function: nucleic acid binding; ATP binding. The coding region runs from base 1 to 1992 and encodes 663 amino acids. Gene Ontology annotation, cellular component: mitochondrion.